Messenger RNA from Protopolystoma xenopodis, 663 nucleotides. NCBI's taxonomy places the organism in Eukaryota, Metazoa, Platyhelminthes, Monogenea, Polystomatidea, Polystomatidae. The record is from the annotation of a GenBank genome assembly.
CUGAGCCUCGCCUUCAGAGGGUAUGCUUCUCUUAAUGGCAGUAUCUACGUCACCUUCCUCGUUUCACAGCAAUCAGCCGUCACCUUCGAGUUAGCAAAAGUGACGCCGAGCCAGCUUUGCCCCAGCUCCCAAAUCCAGACGAUCAGCAUCGACGUUCUAGACGGUGGCACCUCGGCCGUGUUGCACUGCACUGCGGUAUCCACCCUCCGGAGCGGCGGUACCGCUUCCACGUCCGGCUGGCCUUUUGCGUCCUCUCCGUCGUCGGCAAUCGCGAGCCCCGUCGACCCGGUGGAUUUGGCCGGUCUGCUCAGCAUGCAUAGUCCCAGUGUCUCCUGGAGCUACAUCGAGGAGGGACCCACGAAGCAGCUGAGGCGGGCUGCAACGUCAUCGGCGACUUCGGCGCCAUUCGCUCAGGCUGCAUUCUUCGCUUCGCCCGAUUCUGCCCCCUUCGUCAGCCCCGGAUACAUCGCCUACAGAGGAGGAGGGGUAAAUGACGGCAUAUUCGCGUCGCCAACCGCCUCAACCGUCCGUCUCAACGUCAGUCUGGUGAGCCAAGCCCGCGGUUUCGUCUGCUCGACUCCGGACGAGGCGGAUAACUGGCUCCUUCCGGCAGAUGAGGCCUCCCCACCGGCUCAGAGGCAGCAGCGGGUGCUGGUCACCCUA